GUUUUCCGGUCAUUUUAUCCCCACAGCGUAGGUAAUCGAUCUUCCAGUUUCUUCCUUCCACCCUUCCUUAUCCAAACAUUCUGUUCUUUUCAUCGGCACAGCCAUCCAAUCCACCGCCUCCACUUCCUGCACCGAUAAUCGUCAUUCUUUUCUUCAGGAUCGGAGCUGUCUCCCCCCGCGGCGGAGGCUGCGGUGGUGGUCGACACAAAUGAGUUUCUCCGCCUACCAUCGGUUCUGAUCUCCUACGCUCCUCCAAACCACUGCGCACUCCUCCAUCGUCGAUCACCUCAUGUCGACUGGAACCUAUCCGAUUCAUCGUUUUUCAGAGGUGACACUUUGCAUUCACUCUACUUUGUUUAUUCCACAGAGUCAUAUACAUCAGGGUACCCGUCGUCUUUUUUUACCUCGAUCACUACCACCAUCAGCCGCCUCAUCUGGACCUCAGAUUAGGGCUUGAUGAAGACCAUCGCUCCCACCGGACUCACUCAAACGAGAAUGGAGGAGGACGAUUGCAGACAAGCAUCACUGCUGGAAAUCGAUACCGUUAUGUUUUUUCCCGGAAAGUAUCGGAAGUCGAUUACAAGAAUUGGAAUCCUAUUACAUGGGUUAGCAAAAUCAGAUGAGGAUGAGAAGCUUAUCAGUUAUAUUACUAUAGAUGGAAGCCAUGGUUGUUCGACUUCAGUUCCAAAACUUGCUGGGUUACAAAGAUGUGGAAAAAGUUGUAGACUAAGAUGGAUUGAUUAUCUAAGACCGGGUCUUAAACGAGGAAACUUUACUUCACAAGAAGCCAUGCUCAUAACUGAUCUACACAGAACCUUGGCAAAUAAAUGGGCACAGAUAGCAAAACACUUACCAGGAAGAACAGAUAGUGCAAUCAAAAACUUCUGGAACUCCAACAAGAAAAGGAAGCUUCUUCCUCAUGCCAACUCCUCUGGUCAUACUAUUGCUGCUAACCUUAGAAAUAACAAAAUUCAGGUUCCUGGAAGCAAUGAGCAAGAUGAAGAGGGUUUGUUUAAUUUUAGGGCUUCUGCUGCUUCUUCUGUAUAA
Molecule: messenger RNA, 1047 nt
Organism: Lactuca virosa
Lineage: Eukaryota; Viridiplantae; Streptophyta; Magnoliopsida; Asterales; Asteraceae
Source: the annotation of a GenBank genome assembly